CCGUGUGUUUUCAGAACGAGUUGAUGGGAUUUUAACCGAAUUGGUGUGAACUCCGUCGCCAACAAUGGAAGUCCGACUCGGUUUUCUGAAAUGGGUUGCAGUCUUCUUAACGAUUCUGGACCGAGUUAACUCGGUCUCCGGUAGCUGCCAUUUCAGUUUCGUCGACGAUAACCAGCUCUACAACUACACUCUGGACUCUCCCAUCCCUUUCUUCCCUCAUGGCGUCCAAAGCGAAGAUGGGUUCAUUAUUGAGUUUAUUUUCCUUGACCGUCUGGAGCAGCUUUGCAAUGGAAUGAUUUUCAAUCACGACCCACCUAGAUGUGUUGAUUGCCGGGAUUGUGGGGGUGCAUCGCGCUGUGGCAUGGGUUGUAGUGCGCUUGUGGCAAACAACAUAGGAGGUUACGAUGUGUGCACUACCAUUGGGCGUGCCUCAAGCAUUGACAUGAACAUAAUUGACAGGAAGAAUCCUAACACUGGUGUCAUUGUUAAGAUGUCAAGUAGUGGCCUAAAGUUCAACUGUUCGCUCUCUGUGUCUGUGAUUUGUGAUCCCAACAGAGUUCAGGGGCCGCAUUCACUUGAGAAAACUGGGAAAUGCGACUAUGCUACAGUAUUGACACAUCCUUCUGGCUGUGCCAAGAUUGAACACGUGCAUGGGAGAGGGUGGGGCUGGCUUGGUACGUUAGGAAUCAUAAUCUUAUGCCUGUUUGGAGCUUAUCUGCUGGUUGGGGCAGGUUAUCGAUAUAUCAAACUUGGAGUACGUGGAAUACACAUUAUACCAAACUUGGACUUUUGGACCAGCUUACCUCAAAGUACACAGAGUUUGUUUGCAUCCUUAGUGCACAAAUUUAGGGGCUCUUCUCAUGGUCAUCGAAGCACCUAUUCUCCUGUCGACUUUUGAGCAUAGAGAUAUUUGUUUUAGUUCAAGCUGGUGAAUUCAUUUUGUAUCAUCUGUACUCUGCCAUCAACAUUCAGCAAACAAGAGAAAGUGGAUCAGUAUGCGGUAACAGCCUAGUCAAAGCUAGCACUUAAGCUCGGCAUGCUCCAUCAUAUAAAGGGUGCUUUCUUCGUCUCACCUAUGCUUUUCAUUUUUUGUUCCAUCACGAGUCACUUGUUAUUUUCCUUCGUACAUUGUGUCAGCUGCUGUUCAGGCAAUUUUGAAUGUAUUGUUUCCACACGAAUUUUAAUAUUUCUCAAGAUAAAUUAAAAAAAUGAAUACAUUAGAUGUUUA
Messenger RNA from Pyrus x bretschneideri (Chinese white pear), 1228 nucleotides. RefSeq lists its product as uncharacterized. NCBI's taxonomy places the organism in Eukaryota, Viridiplantae, Streptophyta, Magnoliopsida, Rosales, Rosaceae. The transcript is spliced from 10 exons. The record is from RefSeq and is a predicted model, not a curated record. Bases 65 to 898 code for a protein of 277 amino acids.